CCGAACCACCACGAGACUCAGUUGGCAAAUCGCCGUUGCACAGGCCAGGUGACGGCACUGCGACGCUCCGGAGUGAAAGCGAAAGGAUAUACGCCGUGUAGGAUGCCUGAAGGAUAUAUGUAGGUGCCGUGAGCAGUCCUGAGUGCCUCACUGUGAAGCCUUGUGUAGUGAUCAUGCCAAGGGUGAUAUUGUGAGCCCAGGAAUAGUGCACAAAGAGAUGUAUUACAUUUCCUUCCCUCGCGCCGCUUGCUGCAUUUAAGCGAUGGAUUCAUACAUAUUUCCCCUCCAGUAUUCGAAAAGGAGGAGCACACGCUUCAGAAACUAACUGGAAAAAGAGAAAAUAUAAAGUGAUACGUUAAAAUUUAUACACCCUAGAAAAAAAUAUAUAUACCACAUCUCUGGAAGCCAAUAACGAGAAAAAAGGUACAAAAAAAAAAUCCCUCUUUUUUUUUAAACAUCUCUUUUGAAGUUGAAAUCCUAACAGCCAUGGGCGUGAGGGUAGUGUGGGCGUGUUGGGUGUCUUUAAUGGUGGUGGCGGCGGCGGCGGAGGACAUCGUGAAGGAGUCAGCUGAGCGCCCAAGGAGGUCGGCGUCGGCUGACCCAGCACCGGUGACCAACGCGGACCUGGCGGCACUGGGAGGGCUGGGUGGCCUUACUGGUCUGACAGGAGGCGCCGGUGGAGCUAAUCCUUCCGCUGCCGCCAGCGGGCCUGGCGGGGUGUGUGGGAAUCAAGAUCUCCUCACCAACUUGCUGGUGUACCAGUACCUCUCCGGCAACAUCCCGGAGGAGCUUCUGGUGCUCCCCCACAGCUAUAUAAGUCAGCACACACGUGGCGUAACUCCCGCAACCAGGACAGUAACAUCGGUGUCCAAGACGUUAACGACGGUGAACGUGGAUGUGCCAGCCACCACACACUUCAGCACCUCCACCACGUCCUACGUCACCACCAUCACUUCGGUGGACGUGAAGACUAUCCCUGUCAUCUUCCGAGGAUCCAGAAUCACCACCACCAUCACUGAGUCCAGCGAGGAGGUAAUCACCGCCACCGAAUACUUCACGGAGUCGUCGGUGCAUCAGCCGUCCAUCGUGCAGACCUUCCCUGUGCACAUCACCAUUACCGAGACACGCACCCGUGGCCUUGACGGAGCCUACACGCUCUUCGAUCUGACCCACGGCGCCACCUCAGUGCUGCAGGAGCCCAUCAACACAGCAUCCUUCAACCUGGACACAGGCCUGGACUUGGCCAACUUAGAUUUGUCUCAGUUGGACCUGACUAGUAUCACCGGAGGGGCAGGAGGCCUCGGUGGCCUUGAUGGCGACCAGGGCCAGGUGUUGUCCGUGCUGUCCUCACUCCUGAGUGGCAUUGACGAUCCCCCAGCAGACGAGCUUCCGUCUCCCAUCGGUCCCAGCAGCAGCAGCAGCAGCAGCAGAGACUUCAGGCAGAGCCCUAACCGGAACAGAAACCAAAAUGCAGCCCCUCGAUUCAGCCCUGACUACCCUGACUAUGAGGAUCCAGUAGAUGAGACACCAAAAUUCAACGUGCUGCGAGGCUUUACGCUGAGCGACCGCUUGGCUAGCGUGACCGGUGGCGACUCUCCGUCCUCGGGCAGAGCAGCCACAGACACUCGCUACAGCAAGUAUCAAAGAAAGAGCAGAGUGGAAAACAACGGCAUCAGCACCACGGAGGCCAGCACUAGGGAGGCAGAGCGCUUCUCGGCCUCAACUCGCCGCCGUACUCUUUCCCGCACUGAUCGCCGGCGUUCCACCAAGGGCAGCCGCCCCCCCAGCACGCGCUUCGUCCCGGCACCUGAGACACAGUACUUUGAAGAUAAUCCGACACAAUUCCGCCCCUUCGGAGCACGUCGGGACAGGGAGACGUCAAGCAGGCGCCGUGGGAACUUGGAGCCUCGCACAUCGUCGCAGCCUCCACGCGCCCGCAGCCAGCCACAGCCCAAAGUCCGCCAAGAGGAGAGUGCCCCGACUCCUCGCAGUAAGCCACAACCCACACCUGCCUCGGGGCUCAGCACUGUGCUCACCAUGUACAUCAGUGGCUCUGAGCCCGGCCAGUUCUUUACCAGGCUGCAGACCAUCCAGCUGCGGUCUCUUGGGUCUUCCAGGAGACGUAGGAAUGUAAAUGAGCUGCCCGUGACCAAACUCUCCACCUCAACAGUGAGCCCAGUAGCCUCCCUCGCCACCCUCGUGCCCCGUGUGCCAGUCGAGGCUGAGCCCAGCAACGUAGUCAAGAUGCUCAAACAGCUGGAGCCAACACAGGUGCGCCAGAUGAUCCACUCUCUUCAGAAGUGGGUGAACUACUACAGCCACGAGGUCCUGGACGAAGAGCCCGACAACCUGGUGAUGCCUGAGCUGACCUCCUCCCUGAGCAUGGAGACACAGGAGGUCGAAAGCGAAGCCACCAAAGCUCUGCCUCGCUCCCCCAUGGUUCUCACGGGCAUGCCCCUGGCCACUGAUCGUUGCCCAGUGCCCUCCACGGUCACGACAACAGUCUACCACACCGUUGUCCUCACCGCGGGGAUCGACAUUAAUGACUCGAUAGUCUAAUGUCCAGCAGUCAUAGGCUGGUCCCUGCCCUUCCC
This is a messenger RNA of Portunus trituberculatus (swimming crab), 2594 nucleotides long. RefSeq lists its product as uncharacterized. The coding region runs from base 487 to 2559 and encodes 690 amino acids. The transcript is spliced from 5 exons. The record is from RefSeq and is a predicted model, not a curated record. NCBI's taxonomy places the organism in Eukaryota, Metazoa, Arthropoda, Malacostraca, Decapoda, Portunidae.